Messenger RNA from Saprolegnia diclina VS20, 1180 nucleotides. Its product is annotated as serine/threonine protein kinase. Gene Ontology annotation, molecular function: ATP binding; calmodulin binding; calcium/calmodulin-dependent protein kinase activity. NCBI's taxonomy places the organism in Eukaryota, Oomycota, Saprolegniomycetes, Saprolegniales, Saprolegniaceae. The transcript has 3 exons. The record is from RefSeq and is a predicted model, not a curated record. Gene Ontology annotation, biological process: intracellular signal transduction; protein autophosphorylation; peptidyl-serine phosphorylation. The coding region runs from base 37 to 1050 and encodes 337 amino acids. Gene Ontology annotation, cellular component: nucleus; cytoplasm.
AAACGACCAUCAAGGGACUGACGUGCAUUUCUGAAGAUGGCGGUCCGAUCUGCUGCGACGCGCGCCCUCCUGCGAUCAGCCGCCCUUCGAGCGCCGCGCCGGCCCUUUGCGAUCCACCCAAGCUUGUGUCGACACCACGUCCUGGCCAUGGGGCUUCUCCUGAGCUCGGCCUCGCUCCUGCUGACGUCGACCGAGGCCCGCAACGACAUGGCACUUGGCCGCGUCUUCGAAGACGACUAUGACCUCGCAAUGACAAAGACGCUGGGUGCCGGGGCCUUUGGCAUGGUGCUUCAGUGCGUCGAGAAGCAAAACCAGUCCAUCGCGGCCGUCAAGGUGAGCGCCGACUCGCUCGAAGAGGCGGUGCGCGAGAAGACGGCUCUGGGCUGCGUCGCGAUGGCCGGCGGCCACGACCAUAUCGUUCACAUGAAGAACCACUACACGCACGACGGCUUCCACUACCUCGUUAUCGAGUACGUGCCCGGAUCGACGCUCUUCGACUACAUGCUGCACCGGCGGCGCCUCGACGAAGUGGAGGCCAAACGUGUGCUUUCCCAAAUCGCGUCGGCCUUGGCGUUCAUCCAUGCCCACGGCAUGGUCCACUGCGAUCUGAAGCCCGACAACAUCAUGCUCACCGAUGACGACGGCCGCGUCAAGCUCAUUGACUUUGGCUCGGCCACGAUCCCUGACCCGCACACGAGCUCGAUGCCGUUGCAGCGAGCGAUGCGCUUGGCAUCGGCGCCGCUCUCGGGCACCAAGUCGUACUGGUCCCCCGAAAUGCUCGCCGCCGAGCCGGCGCCGGUCGUUGCUGCCAUGGACAUGUGGGCGCUCGGGUGUAUUCUGUACAUCAUGAUUACGGGUGUGCACCCGUUCGACCCUCGGGGCUCGCUCUCGGAGGACGAGAUCCAGGCCGCGAUUCUCUGCAAGGACGUCGACUUUCCAAUCGCGCAGUGGUACCUCGUGUCGAAAGAGACCAAAGCCAUUGUGCGCGGGCUCUUGGAGAAGGAUCCGAGAAAGCGCCUGUCCGCAGCGACGCUGCUCUCGCUGCUGUAAUGGCAAUCUCGUUGCCCUUUUGAACGAGUAGCUCCCAGCUACUCUGUACACUACGCCAUAGACUUGACGACUACAAUUUCGAACCAGUCGUCGUCCUCGUACAAUAUACCCACGUGCUCUUAGUUCUUAG